Messenger RNA from Trichophyton verrucosum HKI 0517, 474 nucleotides. RefSeq lists its product as uncharacterized. The record is from RefSeq and is a predicted model, not a curated record. Bases 1 to 474 code for a protein of 157 amino acids. Lineage: Eukaryota; Fungi; Ascomycota; Eurotiomycetes; Onygenales; Arthrodermataceae. The transcript has 2 exons.
AUGGAGGAGGAACUGCUGCUGCUGGCCCUUCUCGUCGGCCAACCGAGUCAUCUGCUGCUGCAGCUACAACGUCGUCCUGACCUUUUUCGCUGGUUCUUCUUCUUCUUCUUCUUCUUCUACUACUACUACUUCUUCCUCUCCAUCCCCCGUCUUCCUCUGCGGCUUCAUCUGCGUCCUCGUCCUCGUCGUCUUCGUCGCGUGUCCAAAGCGAAUAAUAAUAAUAAUAAGAAGAAGAAGAAGAAGAAGAAAAAAAAAGGAGACCAAGCGGUAAUACCGAUACGGCCGCUGGCUUCUGCCCCCGGCUCGAGACGAGCCAAAGCAAAAGCGACGAAAGCCUUUCCUGGGCUCGUCGUUCGUCGCUCCUCGCCGUCCGUCGCCUGCGUCUCUUCUUCCUCUUCUUCCUCUUCCUCUUCCUCUUCCUCGCUCUGCAAACUCCCCCCAAAAAACCUCAUGCUCAGCACCCGACCUGAGUGA